AUGUUGCAAGAGUCAUUGCCAGCAGAAAGUGUUUGGGAGCGUUGUAGGCCUGGACCUGUUUCAGCAUUCCACCUUCUCCUGAUACGAACGACAAAUGAGGGGUCGCUGGCAGGGCCGUAUCGUUGUGGCCGAACAUCAACAGCACGUUUUACUCCUUCUUCCCACUCUACUACUGAGAUAUUUUUGGGAUCAACUUCGAGGCCUGGAGUAGUCUCUGAGAACAUCUUGUGUGGUUUCCCGCCAGACUCGAGGAAGUCGGACCCAGAUGGUGGCGACAUUCUCUGUGAUUCUGAUAUCUCUUCUGUCACAGGAGUAGAGAAAGGAGUAGUAGCCGGGGAUGCCUCGGAGCUUUGCCUUGUUGAUGCCAAUCUUCUCAACUGUCUGAAGCUUCGACUUGUCAUUUACAAAGAAAACGGGCUCUCCAAACGGCAGUAUUCUCAGGUUUAUCGUCUAGAGAAGCGCAAGGGAGAAGUGGAUGAUGCCAAUAUCAUCGCGGGCAAGCGCGUCCGUCCACAGGGUCGCGCGCCUAUCGUAUCGGCUGCCCCACGGACAGUUGCCCCGCGGCGCGUCUCGCCAAAAAAGGCAGCGCCUUCUCCGGACGUACCCGGCCCAGAUGAUGAUGCUGAAGUGCUGUCUUCUACGGCUGCUGGUGCCAGGUGUAAAGUAGCUGGUGUUUCUGACAUGCUUCUUCUGCCUCCAGGACACCAAGCAGCUUCGCUUUGCGUGCGACCUGAACGUGUCAGACGGCAUGACAAGAUUGUUGUCGGGCAGUGGGUGAGAGAGCGAGUCUCUGCUUUUGAUUCUAACUCAGGUCAGAGAUGGUCCCAUGUCAACUAUGGUGCUCUCGCAGACAAAGCCACUAUUCUAUGCUAUAUCUGUGCAGUGCAUGAGCACAUCUCAUAUUUGUAUACACCUGAUGAUGGUGAGGCUUUGAAGAUAACAAAUGAAAAUGUGAGGAGGAGAAGAGUCAGCUCCAUUUGUGAAGUGAAGGUGUCGAAGUCUGAGCGACGGCUGAGCACCGAGACGAAGAACUCUGUACCAAGGCAGCCACCGCCUGCAUCACUCGCUGAAGUGCCAUGGUUGAAUCCUUUGGCCAGGGACAAAGGCAAUGUGCUCCAGUGCAUCCAGAGUAUUCUAAGGAGCCGUGGCAAGCGAGAAAAGCCCACGGAUUCACGCGACAUACACAUGUCCUUCUCAUCUUUUGAAGGUAUUACCCGCAGUGAGUAUGUGGGUACGCUGAGUGCCAUUCGCGUCUGCUACCCGCUUCGGGAGAGCUUUGAUGCCGAGUACAUGCAUGUGUAUGGAUCCUGUCCCGUGGAGCACAUGCAAAUCUGCAGUUGGCGCACAAAGGACGAGCUGGAAAGGCUCGGCAACUGGUUUGGUCAACCGAAUUUCAACAUGCACAGACGUGGGAACCGUCCAAAGCUAUGUGUUCCAAUGCCAGUGAUGUUUGAUGAGAUGAAUGUGGUGCAUCCAAAGUACUCCAGAACUCGAAUUGUUACGGUGGCAUACCAGCGAGUUGGACCGGUUGCACAAGGUACUGCACAUCACUUUCUACCCGGAGGUGACUGCGCCCCACCAGCUAUGCCAGUCCCAACUCAGCCAUCUGAGCCUGUGCAAUGCGGAGAAGAAGAGUACACUGAUGCUGUUCUCCAGGGCGAGCAAAUUGAGAUUGACUCUGGCACGUACAAGAUCAUCGAGGUCGGCCCCACCUGCAAAGUGACUCUCGUCGCUGGCAGCGGCACGCAGUCUAUCCUCAUCCCGCGCGCAGACGCCGUGAGGCGCCUCGCCUUGUUCCUCGGCCUAGCCCCUCCCCAGUAA
Molecule: messenger RNA, 1821 nt
Organism: Aureococcus anophagefferens
Lineage: Eukaryota; Pelagophyceae; Pelagomonadales; Pelagomonadaceae
Exons: 9
Coding region: 1-1821 (606 amino acids)
Source: RefSeq, a predicted model, not a curated record